This is a messenger RNA of Westerdykella ornata, 4528 nucleotides long. RefSeq lists its product as uncharacterized. Bases 330 to 4187 code for a protein of 1285 amino acids. Gene Ontology annotation, molecular function: phosphatidylinositol-4,5-bisphosphate 5-phosphatase activity; phosphatidylinositol-3,5-bisphosphate 5-phosphatase activity. Gene Ontology annotation, biological process: phosphatidylinositol dephosphorylation. The record is from RefSeq and is a predicted model, not a curated record. Gene Ontology annotation, cellular component: membrane; cytoplasm. The transcript is spliced from 6 exons. NCBI's taxonomy places the organism in Eukaryota, Fungi, Ascomycota, Dothideomycetes, Pleosporales, Sporormiaceae.
ACCUCUUCCCCAGGCUACAUAAAUAUACGUUUUCGGAACGUGAUCAACAUGGCACUGGAACAAGCGAGCCCUAUUUCACCACGUGCGCGCUUGUGGCAGUUGCUAUAGGAAAAGGUUCUGUGUAGUAUGUGCGCUCGCCGACCUUGAUCAGUCCCCUCAGCCUCCCACCCGACCUGACCGCUGAGCCUCCGUCACCUCACACGUGCUGACAGGCGAUCAAGAAGAAACCGCGUACCAACCUUCACCUCUCUAUCUCGAGAACUCCUGGCGCCUUCGGACAUGCCUCUGCCCCCUCCGACGUCGCCUUUCCGCAUGUUCCGAAGCCGACAAUGUCCGUCCGCGUCCUAAUCAAGGAAUAUCCGCACCGCGCAAUCGCCCUCACCACUGCCACCCACGCCCUCGUCCUCCGCAAUAGCCCCUCUCCCACCGACCAGAAUGGCUUCGCGAACGCCUCCCAAACGUCGCUUUCAAGCAAUGGCUCCUCCGCAGGCGCCCGCGCCAUGGUGGAGUUUUCCCCCAUUGGAGAAAUCGAUCUCAGCGAGUACCGAGCCGUGAACCUGUCGAAUGCGCAUGGGACACUGGGUCUAAUAACAGUGAAUGGGGAUAUUUUUCUGGUUGUCGUGAGCUCGGCUUCGAGAGUGGCUACUGUACGGCCGGGCGAGACGAUCCAGAGAAUCAACGCUGUGGCAUUUUAUUGUCUGAACAGCUCGAACUACGAUGCGCUACUCAACGAGGAUGUUAACCCAUACCCCACCGAUACCAUCGACGAUGAAGGUUUUGAAAUGGGUUUCGGGCGUGGGAAGGGCGAGUCUCCUCUAGAGCAUCCCUGUCUGGCCCUCAAGAAACUUUUGAGUAGUGGGACCUUUUACUACAGCUCCGAUUUUGACCUAACUCGGAGGUUACAAAAGAGAGUUACGGAUGCAGCAACCGUGUCUAUUGACAGCCUAGAUGCUGGCUUUUUAUGGAACUCCUACAUGAUUCAGCCGCUUGUCGACUUCCGCUCUCGUCUGUCUCCGCGUGAAAAAGAAGCCCUCGACCAUUCUGGCCUUUUGACCUCCGCCAUACGAGGAUUCGCGCUGACGAUAAUCGUGCCAUCCUCGUCAUCCCCUAUCAAAACAACACAUUCUGGCAUGCCCGCGUCAUUAACGCUCAUAUCUCGUUUGUCUUGCAGAAGAGCUGGUACUAGAUUCAAUUCCCGCGGUAUCGACGAUGACGGAAACGUAGCAAAUUUCGUGGAGACCGAGACCAUCUUCUAUGCACCGACAGGGCUUUGCUUCUCAUAUACCCAAGUCCGAGGAAGUGUACCUUUAUUUUGGGAGCAACAAACAGGUCUACUUCCCGGUCAGCAGAAGAUCACGAUCACGAGAUCUCAUGAGGCUACGCAACCCGCAUUCGACAAACACUUCGAAAACCUCGAAGUCAGCUAUGGCGCCAUCCACGUCGUCAACCUUCUUAGCAACGAGAAGCCCAAUGAAAUCGAACUGAGCGAUAGAUAUCGUUACCAUAUCAAACAUAGUGCUUUGAACGCCAAUGUUGACAGCGAGGAAGGCAAUGAGCUCAUCCAACUUACAGAAUAUGACUUCCAUGCUGAAACCAGAGGACCUGGGGGUUACGAGUUGGCAAGUAUGAUUGUCCAAUGGAUUCGUCGAUCCGCCGAUGGGUUCGCCUAUUUUCUGGCCGAGGAAGCAGAGGAGCAUAUUCAGAACAACAAUGGUCAAGAGCAGGUAGUUAAGCGUCCAACCGUCAUUUUACAACAGGAGGGCGUAUUCAGGACAAACUGUCUCGACUGCUUGGACCGUACAAACCUCGUACAGACCAUAAUCAGCAGAAUGGCCAUAGAAAUAUUCCUCAAUCACAGAGGCGAGAGUGGCAGUGCCGACUUUUGGGCAAGACAUUCCACCAUGUGGGCCGACAAUGGCGAUGCGCUGUCGCGUAUUUAUGCUGGAACCGGAGCGCUGAAGUCCUCCUUCACAAGACAUGGGAAGAUGUCUCUCGCCGGGUUCCUUGCGGAUGCUCGAAAAAGCGCCACCCGGACGUACAUUAACAAUUUUGCAGACAAGGGUCGCCAAAAUACCAUUGAUAUGUUGCUAGGGCGUCUGAUGGGCCAAGUACCUGUCCACCUCUAUGAUCCUAUCAAUGACUACGUCGUUGCGGAAUUGAACAGGCAAUCGUCAGAAUACACCGAACAGGAAGUCAUUCAUAUUCUAGUCGGAACAUUCAAUCUGAAUGGAAGGACCAACGGCAUCGAUGAAGACCUGUCGCCCUGGCUUUGUCCUCCUGUAGAUCCUUCACAGCAGCAUCCGGAAAUUGUUGCAGUUGGCUUCCAAGAGAUAGUUGAGCUUAGCCCUCAGCAGAUCAUGUCUACUGAUCCCGCGAGGAGACAAAUGUGGGAGCAUGCUGUGAAGAAAUGCCUGAAUGAUCAUGCCGCCAAGUAUGGGAAGGAGGAGUAUGUUCUCCUUAGAGGUGGUCAGCUAGUUGGCGCCUCCCUGUCUGUCUUCGUCAAGGCCAGCUCUUUGAAGUUGAUCAAGAAUGUUGAGGGUGCUGUCAAGAAGACGGGAAUGUCCGGCAUGGCAGGGAACAAAGGUGCUGUAGCCGUUCGCAUGGAUUACGCCAACACCUCGAUAGUCUUUGUCACCGCCCACCUUGCCGCUGGUUUCGCAAACUACGAAGAGCGGAAUCGGGAUUACAAGACCAUUAGCCACGGCUUGCGCUUUCAGAGAAACAGGUCGAUUGAGGACCACGACACGGUGAUUUGGUUCGGCGACUUCAACUACCGUAUCGGAUUGAGCAAAGAGAAGGUGCAGAAGCUGUGUCAAGUCGGAGAUCUUGAAACGCUCUAUGAGAAUGAUCAGCUCAACCUACAAAUGGUUGCUGGUCUAACUUUCCCAUACUACUCGGAAGCACGCAUCACGUUUCUACCCACAUACAAGUACGACAUUGGGACAGACACUUACGACACGUCCGAGAAAGCGCGAAUUCCCGCUUGGUGUGACCGCGUCCUCCGGAAAGGCGACAAUAUUCGGCAGAUCAACUAUGACGCCGCGCCACUAAAGUUUUCGGACCAUCGACCCGUCUACGCAACCUUUCAAUGUCUCAUCAAUAUCGUGGACGAGAAGAAGAAAGAACAGCUCAGCGAAGAGCUCUAUCGACAACGCCGGGAAGUCGUGGGCGAUACACACGCCGCGGGCAACGCUGACGACAGCGACGAGGAAGAUCUGCUAGGUUAUGAGGCCAUUGAGCCUGGCCUACCACCCGCGAGCUCGCAUCGCAGGAAGUGGUGGCUUGACAACGGUCUGCCGGCCCGCUCACGGGUUCAGCCCCCAUCCAAUGACCACUUCCCCAACCCCAAAAGGCCCAGUAACCCCUUCACGCCGUCCCCAGAACCGGACUGGGUGGAAGUCAAGCGCAUGGGCUCCAAACCUGAACCACCACCCGCACGAGGUACCUCGAGAGCGCGUACGAUCGACUUCAACGGAAGCAGCAUGCCUGGUAGUAAAUCCGGAAUCAACCAACGGGCAAAUCCCAUGGCAAGGAAACUCAUCGUCCCACCAUACAACCCGUCGCCGUCCGUCUCCCUCCACGAAACCACUAAAGCUCCUCACCCCUCCCCAAUCGCCCACACUAAUCUCCACCGUGCCUCAACUACCGCGUCCACCCGUUCUCUCCCCGACCUCACCAGAACCCGAGCCCUACCUCCUCCUUCCACUUCAUCCCCCUCCCCCUCCUCUCCCUCUCCCUCUCCCAAGCCCAAACUCUCCAUACCUCCCUCCCCCAACCAAAUCCACCGCAAACCCGCACCCCCCGUCCCCGUGAAAAAACCCUCCCUCCUCUCCAAACCCAUCCCCUCAUCUCCUGCAGCAAAAUCUCCACCUCCACAGCAGCAGCCCUACAAAGAUACCCCCGAACCCGUCGCACCGACCACCACGAAACCGCACCCUCCACCACCAAGACGAAGCAUGGCGAGCACGCCAGCGGAAGGCAGAAAACCUGCACCGAUGAACUUGAUGGAUGACGAUGAUGGGAGAGAUAGGCCGGCCUUGCCGCCGAGGACGGGCACGGGGGGGUUCAGCGGGAGGAGGGGGGUGAGCGGACGGCCUGGACAGAUGGCGGGUAGUUUGAUGGAUGAGGAUGCGGGGGAGGAAAUGGAGGCGUUGAGGGGUUGGGAGGUCUUGAAGCCUGUUCAUUAGGAGUGACAUGGGUUGUCUUGACUUCCAAGGGUGGUAAGGUUAGUGGGUAAAACGUGGAUGAACUGGGUUGACUGGGUUGGCGAGGGAGUUUCCUUGAGUGGAAAGGAGAGAGCGGAGAGGAUACAUGUAUGAUUGGUAAUGAGUGACCUUUAGCGUGGUGUUCAUGGUGGUAAUCAGGGUUGGGAUACGUUGUGAAAAGCAAAGGGGGGUUAAGGUCUUCUCUCAGGAAGGGAACGUGUCAUGUUUGGCUCCCAUUAUCCAUGUGUGAACAAGCAUUGUAUUUUGACCCUCCUAAGCACCGGACCCAUGCAGCGCUCCACUACAGUUUAGAGAGAUCCCAG